Suillus paluster is the source of this 1718-nucleotide messenger RNA. RefSeq names its product sulfide-quinone oxidoreductase. Gene Ontology annotation, molecular function: sulfide:quinone oxidoreductase activity; FAD binding. The coding region runs from base 96 to 1448 and encodes 450 amino acids. The record is from RefSeq and is a predicted model, not a curated record. Gene Ontology annotation, cellular component: mitochondrion. The transcript has 9 exons. NCBI's taxonomy places the organism in Eukaryota, Fungi, Basidiomycota, Agaricomycetes, Boletales, Suillaceae.
AUGCUCAUGAAUUCGCAAUUCUUGCACAUACGCUAGCCUUGGCGCUGAUUCAGAAUAUAUAUCACUUGAGCUUCGUUCGUUCUCUCACCACUAUCAUGUUGAAGAUGUUGGCUGCUUGUGGGCGAGUCACAGCUGCGCGCCCUCGACAGUCUCUCACUCUAGUUAGGUAUGCUAGUACGAGCACCAAGGAAAAGUUCCGAGUGCUUGUUAUUGGAGGAGGCUCCGGGGGGUUGACUGUCGCCAACCAGAUAUAUAACCGUUUUAAGGCUGCUGGAAAGCCUUUGAACGCAGGAGAUGUAGUCGUCCUUGACGCAGCAGACUAUCACUACUAUCAACCUGGCUGGACCUUGGUUGGUGCUGGUCUUAGCCCCAAAACAGACUUCAGACGACCACUCGCCUCCUUAUUCCCGCCACAUAUUAUGCAUAUUGCGGAGAAUGUCAAAUCAUUCUAUCCGGAAACCUCAUCAGUCACGACAACGUCGGGUCGGACAAUUUCAUACGACUCGCUUGUAGUGGCAGCAGGUUUGAAGACAAACUGGGACAGCAUUGCUGGCUUGCCGCAGGCUCUCGCUGAUCCUUCCUCCGGUGUCUCAUCAAUAUACUCCUAUGAUACCUGCGACAAGGUCUGGCAUGACGUAGAUGCUCUCAGGUCUGGAAAUGCUAUUUUCACCCAACCUGCGGGUGUCAUUAAAUGUGCAGGAGCUCCACAGAAAAUCAUGUGGAUGGCCUGGGACAGAUAUCAAAAAUCUGGUCGAGGAAAUAACAUCAAAAUUGACUUCAUGACUGGCAUGCCAUCCAUGUUUAGCGUCAAGAAGUAUUCGGAUGCCCUGAACGCCCUUCGCAUUGAGCGGGGUAUUGGAGCAGAGUUCCAGCAUAACCUCGUUUCCAUUGAUGCGGCGAACAGAAAGGCAACGUUCAAGAAGGCCGACGGUUCGACCGUCGAUCGUGAUUUCACCCUCCUUCAUGUCGCGCCGCCGAUGGGACCGCUUGAUUUCAUCAAAGGAACACCCAUUGCUGAUCCAUCGGGUUGGGUAGAAAUCGAUCAGGCGACUCUCAGACAUGUUAAGCCUGAGUUUGGAAAUAUCUUUGCCUUGGGUGACUGCUCUUCCCUGCCCACUAGCAAAACGGCCGCCGCUAUUACAUCUCAGGCCCCUGUCUUAACUGAAAACUUGUUUUCGGUUAUGGACACCGGCAAAGUUAGCAGCGCCAAGUACGAUGGCUAUACCAGUUGCCCGCUCUUGACGGGGUAUGGGGAAUUGAUGCUAGCUGAAUUCAAGUAUGGACUUGAGCCCAAAGAGAGUUUUGCCAAUUACCUGGGUGACCAGACAAAGCGGAGAAGAUUGUUCUAUCACUUCAAAAAGGACCUUUUCCCUUGGGCUUACUGGAAUCGUAUGGUCAACGGAAAAUGGUUCGGCCCCUCGGGACCAUUCCGUCCUAAGUUUGUAUGAUGAGGAGUUACCGGAAGUAUCACCCGUUUGAGGACUAUUUUUAUGAAUGAAUCGAUAUGUAUGUCCCCUUCGUCGACGUCGUUGCAAUAUGCUGUUGCAUCGUUGCCUUCGCAAUACGAAAGCACAAAUAUCUGCAGGUCCAUCAGAGUCGCCUUGAGAUACCUCAGCAAGGUACUUACAACUCUAUCUCGGUGCAAGAAGUGUCGGGUUGCUCACAAGUUGGUUUGAACUAAAAAUGUUCGCUGUGAAAACAAAUAUUCUUUGAAAGCU